UGUGGAAAGACACGCAUAGACUCAUGCAGCACUCGAAGACAGUGAUGGGAUCUCGGGUCGAGAACAGUCAGCAUUAGCCAUUUACGGAAAAGAUGUGAAUGCCACAGCCUUUUUUUUCAAAUUUCUGAGUUUAUUUUUAGUAACUAAAGUAUCGAUUUGAAUAAAGGUAAAUACAAUAAAGUAACUCAAGCGACAAAGUGUGUUACAAUCAGAUUUAUGUAAACCGCGCAAGUCUUAAUGCACGGCACGGCAACAAUUUCUUCAUUCCCAUAUAAAUAAGCUGCGAAAUUCUGUGCUGACUGAUAGUCGAGAAGCUGUGGUGAUCUUGAAAAGUACUAAUACGAUCGCAGUCGUAUUGCAACAAUUGUGAAAAAUUGAAUAAACAAACCAAAGAGGAGAUAAUAAAUAUGAAGCUCUACUUGUUUACAUUGCUGUUCAUAUUAUUCGCGUCUACUGCGGAAAUUUGUUCCGGACUCUCAUGGCCAUUUGCGAAGGCUGUUAGGGGUUAUCAAGGGGUGAAUAGCUAUUACGGAGUUGGUGGUGGGUACUACAGCGACGCUCAGAAUGGAGACGGUCAUUAUGGGCGCGAUAGACGUGGCAAUAAUCGACGUAGUGGCCGAACCUUUGGAGAUAUUGCCCGAGUUGUUAAUCCACAGCCGUAUGCCUUUGUGGGUGCGAGACCUUUUCCUGGUCAACCGUUUAAUCCAAUUGGUUAGGCUUUGACGUCAAGUGAUGCUGUAGAUAAGUAAUACGAAAUAUAGUGAUUUGAUAAGAAAAAAGCAUGUGCUUGUCAUAUUUUAAUAAAAAAUGUGGUACACUGUGCCGUUUUUAAUUAAUAGUGAUUGUUUGCUUAUGAAGCUUUGAAAUGAUUCACAUACAUAUGUAUAUAUUUUAAGUUUGUCCUUGGCCUCAUAUUUUUUUUUUAGUAAAUAUUAAAUUGCCGCAAAACUGUUAAAUAAAGAUGUCAAGAAGGUA
Molecule: messenger RNA, 975 nt
Organism: Ceratitis capitata (Mediterranean fruit fly)
Lineage: Eukaryota; Metazoa; Arthropoda; Insecta; Diptera; Tephritidae
Exons: 1
Coding region: 408-716 (102 amino acids)
Source: RefSeq, a predicted model, not a curated record